AUGACAAACUUUUAUGCUCGACAAGAUGCUGCUGGCAGCGCCGAUGCUUCUUCGGAUGCCUGGGCAGGAUUUGAACUGUGGCAUUAUAAGCCUUCAAUGGCAGCCGCAGUCAUAUUCAUCGUCCUUUUCGUCCUUCUGAGCGCCUACCACAGCUUCCUCCUCAUUCGCAGACGGACCUGGUUUUGCGUACCCUUCGUCGUUGGUGGACUUUUCGAGAUCAUCGGAUAUAUAGGCCGUGCUCUUGCAGUAAAUAAUAUUGACAGUGUACCGCCAUACACCAUUCAAGCCCUUGGCCUCCUCCUUGCACCCAUCCUCUUCGCCGCAUCGAUAUACAUGAUUCUCGGACGGAUUGUUCGUGUCCUCCAGGGAGAAGCAUAUACCAUCAUUCGCGUCAAUUGGCUCACAAAGAUCUUCGUUACUGGAGACGUUCUCUGCUUUUGCAUUCAGGCUGCAGGAGGUGGCAUGCUUGCUGUGGCUACUACUCAAGCCGAGAUCGACAGGGACAACAAUAUCGUUCUCGGAGGUCUUAUUCUACAAGUUUGCAUCUUCAUCGUCUUUCUCGUGACAGCCAUCAUCUUCCACAGGAGAAUGAGCCAGAGACCAACCUCCGCCUCUCUUGAUGGCUCACUAGGCGAAAAUGGUGGUAUCUCCAGCGGACGAUUCGGAACAAUGACAUGGAGGAAACUCAUGGUUGGCCUAUACGUUUCCAGCAUACUCAUCUCGCUUAGAAACAUUUUCCGUGUCGUCGAAUAUGCUAUGGGCUGGAGCGGGUAUUUGCUGUCAACAGAAUGGCCACUGUACGUCUUUGACGGUCUGCUCAUGGUCCUAGUCCUGGUUGUCUGCAUCAUGUGGUAUCACCCAGAAAUCUCAAAAGGAAACAAGAAGUCUGCGGCUGCCAUGCGCAAGCAGGAAACUUCUGGCCCGCAAACAGCAACGGUAUAA
Messenger RNA from Lithohypha guttulata, 942 nucleotides. RefSeq lists its product as uncharacterized. The transcript has a single exon. Gene Ontology annotation, cellular component: membrane. The coding region runs from base 1 to 942 and encodes 313 amino acids. The record is from RefSeq and is a predicted model, not a curated record. Lineage: Eukaryota; Fungi; Ascomycota; Eurotiomycetes; Chaetothyriales; Trichomeriaceae.